This is a messenger RNA of Olea europaea var. sylvestris, 2623 nucleotides long. Its product is annotated as transcription factor bHLH74-like. The record is from RefSeq and is a predicted model, not a curated record. The transcript is spliced from 8 exons. Gene Ontology annotation, cellular component: nucleus. The coding region runs from base 1003 to 2268 and encodes 421 amino acids. Lineage: Eukaryota; Viridiplantae; Streptophyta; Magnoliopsida; Lamiales; Oleaceae. Gene Ontology annotation, biological process: regulation of DNA-templated transcription. Gene Ontology annotation, molecular function: DNA-binding transcription factor activity; protein dimerization activity.
CCUCUCCCCUCUCUAUCCCUCUAAGCUGUCGGUCAUAUAUAGUUGUGUAUAUAUAUUGUCUCUGAUCUGUGAUAAAGAGAGGAACUUGAUGCUUCCUUUGCUGUUUCUGCAAGUACCCACAGUUGGCAAAAAUUGAUCUUUCUUGUAGAAUUUAAGCAAGCAUUUGAUGCUCUUAAGGGUACCAUCCUAUGCCCUUUAUAGGUUUACAGUGUACUACUGCCCUCAGACUCUGUUCAUAAUAUUCUGUUUCCCUCUGCAAUUUCAGUAGAAUUAAGUGCUUUUUGGUCAAUUCUCGCUACCCCAUACUCAGAAUAUCAAGUAUUCCUAAAACUGUGAUUCUUGUGGAGUUAUUGAGUUUGCAAUUCGGAGCUUUUUCUGUUGAGCAGCGGGUAUUUUUUGCCCAAAUAAGACCUUGUUUGGCACCAUUUUCGUUUCAGUUUUUAGAUUCUUGCUUUCUUUGUAUUAUAAUUACGUGCUUAAUUUUGUUGAUUAUAAUUUACCGUGGAAUAUCAUAGAUAAAAGAGGGGGAAUAAAGGGAAUCUGCUUUUUUUCAUUAAUCCGGUGAGCUGUUGCUUAUCAAUUCCCUUUCAAUUUUCCACUGUCUACUUUAAGGUAAGAUUCAUACUUUUUCUAUAUGAUGAUGAAAUAGACUUCAUCCUAGGGUUCUUGAAAUGGGGGUUUAAGUAGAUUUUAUGCUUAGUAUAUUGGAUUUUUCAUCUUUUCCUUUGUGCCGUUGCAAGAUGCUGCAAUAAGGGGUUUCUUUUGCUUUUCUUUAACUUGCAUUCUCAAUUCUGUAAAGCUGCCAAGAUUAUUUGUUCCUUGUUGAGUGUUGCAAGAUAUUACCAGCUAUUUUUAGUCAAACCCUCACUUUUCCUUUUAGUCAGAUAGUUCCUUCUGUUAUACAACUCUAUCAGGUUCAGGUUCUAGUUUUUUGUUGAAUUAGGGGGUGACUCGAAGUUAGGUUGAAAUAUUAGUUCUAAAAUUCUUGGGAUUUUCUCGAUCAUGGAUAGUGAGGAUAAUGUGGGUAGGAGAUUCCAGCAGAGGAAAGGGGAUAGCAUUCUGAAUUGCCCCUCUUCUGGGAUUGUUGAGAAUUCAAUAUACGAAAAGGUUCCAGGAACAGGAAUGAGUUCAGAAUCCAUGUUCAAGAUGAGAAAUGGGGUAGACCAUUUUUAUGGUUCAGGUUGGGAUACCAUUGUUUCAUUGAAUCCGAGUGGGAAUUUCGGAGGUUCUUCGGUUGUUCCUCGAAAUGAGUUUCCCGAUUCAAAUUAUUCAGUUGUGCUGGAAAAUCAAACCGUUAAUUUCCCAUCCGAGUCAGGUUUAGUUGAUAUGAUGCCAAAGAUUCCGAGUUUUGGAAGUGGAAGCUACCCAGAAAUGGUCAGUUCUUUCCCGGUGACAGAGUGUGGCCCAAUUACUGGAACCAUACGUCAUCCAACUUAUGCUCGAAACAAUGUUAGCGGAUUUGAGAUGGCCUUAACAAACGUUGCAGAUUCUCAGGAGCAUUGCCAAAAUUCAGAAGAUGGAGUAGUAGGAGUUUCACCUAAUGGAAAGAGGAAAAGAAAAGUAUCAAUGGGAGCUUCACCUAAGAAUAUUGAAGUUGAAUGCCAGAAGGAUCCACCCGAGGACAUUUCUGAAUUCCCAAACGAAGAAUAUGAUAAGAAACAGAAAUUUGAACAAAAUGCUGGUGCAAAUUUGCGCAAUAAGCAAGUGGUUAAACAAGCUAAGGAUAGUUCUACUACUGCAGAACCUUCUAAAGAAAAUUACAUACAUGUAAGAGCCAAAAGGGGACAGGCAACAAAUAGUCAUAGCCUUGCAGAAAGGGUGAGAAGAGAGAGGAUUAGUGAAAGAAUGAGAUUGCUGCAAGAAUUGGUUCCUGGCUGCAAUAAGAUCACUGGGAAAGCGGUGAUGCUUGAUGAGAUUAUAAACUAUGUUCAAUCGUUGCAACAACAGGUUGAGUUUUUGUCAAUGAAACUUGCAACUGUAAAUCCAGAAUUGGACACUGAUAUAGAUCGGAUUUUAUCCAAAGAUAUACUUCAAUUUCGAGGUAACAAUCCAGCUGCUCUCGGAAUUGGUUCUGGAUUGAGUUCGUCUCAUCCUUUCCCGGGAUUUUCCCCAGGAACUUUUGGUGUCCCAGGUGCUAAUCCUCCAUAUCAUCCCUUACCUCAGGCUCUUUGGAACAAUGAUCUUCAAAGUAUUCUCCAAAUGGGAUUUGAUGCUAAUCCCCCGAGUAGCAAUUUGGGACCAAAUGGACCGUCGAAAAUGGAGCUAUAGAUUUUGUUUGGAAGCUUAAAAGUUAUUGUUCCGGCUAACUGAGUGGAGGUUUCGUUCCAAAGUAAACAGUAAACGACGCUUAAACUUCUCUUUUUCUGGUGCUGUAUAGGUUCUCAGUUCCUAACUUUCUGUUCUUCGAAUUUUAGCAGAAGAAAAUGAAUUUAGAUUUAUGAAGCCAUGUAAAUUUUGAGCUUGACUUUGAUUUCUGAAGGUGAUUAUUUUCAUUCAUGUUUUAUAGAGUAAAAAUCGUGUUAGCUUUAUGAAAGAGGCAAAUUGAAAGAAAUUUAUUUUUUCAUGUAAAAGUGCAAUAUAGAAAAUGAGUGUUGGUACUAAUGUUAUAUCUUAUGCUGUUUUA